UUCUAUCGAAGCUACUCCUCCAGGCCUUUCCGGAAGAGGCCGGAGGAAGGGAAGCGCGGGGGUGGAACAAAGAAAGAUGACAUCCAGAGAUCAAAAGAAGGCUGUCUUGCAUGAGAAGCUGCAGCUGCUUCGAUCUGUCACCAACUCCAGCGCACUAAGCAAAGCUUCUAUUAUAGUGGACGCGUCAAAAUACAUCCAAGAGCUGAAGCAAAAGGUGGAAGCAUGCAAACGAGAUCUCGCGGAGGAAAGCUCCCUCCCCAUGGUUACUGUCGAAACCCUAGAAAAGGGUUUCUGGAUCAAUGUAUUCUCCGACAAGAACUGCCCGGGCAUGCUUGUCUCCGUUCUCCAGGCAUUCCAGGAACUUGGUCUUGAUGUGCUGGAUGCGACCAUCUCCUCCGCCGACUCAUUUCGUCUUGAAGCUGUUGGAGGAGAACCGCAGAAUGAGAGCGUGGAUGCACAGAUGGUGAGGCAAGUAGUGGUGCAAGCUAUUAAGAAGUGUAUGUGAAGUUAAGCAACGAGCAAAACCAGAAGGAGAAUGGAGGAGCAAAAGGGUCUCUAAAAGAUGGGAGAAAAAUAGUAGAACAGAAUUGUGCAGCUUUCUCCAAAGUGCAAGCGAGCAUAUAAAUUGUUUCUAUUGUUUUCUGUCAUUCUGCCUUCCAAUAUCUGCAACCAAAAAAAGCAGUCUUUUACUGUCUCAAAGGAACACAUAUAAUGAUGGAUUGUGUAUAUAAAUAAGUAGAUAGCAGAAAUAAUUAAUUACUAAUAUUUUAUGCAA
Molecule: messenger RNA, 775 nt
Organism: Musa acuminata AAA Group (dessert banana)
Lineage: Eukaryota; Viridiplantae; Streptophyta; Magnoliopsida; Zingiberales; Musaceae
Product: transcription factor SCREAM2-like
Exons: 4
Coding region: 77-505 (142 amino acids)
Biological process (GO): regulation of DNA-templated transcription
Cellular component (GO): nucleus
Molecular function (GO): DNA-binding transcription factor activity; sequence-specific DNA binding
Source: RefSeq, a predicted model, not a curated record